GAUUGCGCUCAGAUUCUACGGGAACGGGGCCUUUCAAAAUACUGUGGGAGACAUGAUUAAUGUUCAUCGCACAACUGCAUGUCGGGCUAUAAGACAAGUUUCAUUGGCUCUCCAGCUCCGCCUUAGGAACUAUAUUCACCUACCCACACAAGAAGAAGCAGCGAAAUCCAGGCAAGAUCUUUUGUUAAAAUCAGGUAUACCUGGUAUUGUCGGAUGCAUCGACGGUACUCAUGUUCGCAUUCAGGCCCUCUCUGAACAUGAGUAUUUGUAUGUUAAUAGAAAGGGUUACCAUUCUAUAAAUGUUCAAAUUGUGUGCAACUCGGACAUGGGCAUUGUCGACCUCGUUGCAAGAUGGCCUGGGUCGACCCAUGAUGCUCGCAUCCUGAGAGAGAGCGCCCUUCAACGGGAAUUUGAGGCAGGGAGAGUGAAUGGUCUUCUUCUCGGAGACAGUGGAUACCCUCUGAAGCGAUGGCUAAAGACACCUGUCAUCGCAGAGAGAACUGCACAAGAGCGCCGCUAUAACGAGAAGCAUACACAAAGGAGGAACAUUGUAGAGCGCUGCAUUGGAGUGCUCAAACGUAGGUUUCACUGCCUCCACAGUGAAAUGCGAAUGCACCCUGAGUGCGUCUGCGUGAUCAUUGCUGCACAACAUCUGUGUGAAAAAGAGAAUCCCCCUUCAAGGAGAAUUGGCACUGGAGGUGGAUGAGAACCCUGUGGCUCCUGCUGGCAUCUGUGACGAUAUCGGUGGACGACUUACCCGC
Molecule: messenger RNA, 761 nt
Organism: Gymnodraco acuticeps
Lineage: Eukaryota; Metazoa; Chordata; Actinopteri; Perciformes; Bathydraconidae
Product: putative nuclease HARBI1
Exons: 2
Coding region: 53-706 (217 amino acids)
Source: RefSeq, a predicted model, not a curated record